AUGAAGAGCAAAAUUGUUUCAUCUGGCACCCCUGGCGACUCUGGCGACUCUGGCGACUUCGGUCUGGGACAGACAGACGCAAUACCGAACGGCGUUCCAGCAUGGACUCAAUACAUGCCAGGGCCAUCCCCGAUGUACCGUUUCGUUGGGCUGCCUCCUAAGGUCUCGAGAAUUGGCGUAGUUGCUUGCGGAUGCUGCAUCAUGUCACUUUCAGGAUACAAUCUCGCACUCAUGGGCAGCAUUUCCGGUUUAGACUCGUACCUCCAAGUCGUCGAACUCACAGACGGAAGCAAUCAUACUCAGCUUCUCAUCGGCCUGAUCAACUGCGUCUACUGGAUUGGUGUCAUCCUCGGCGCCCUUCUCGUUGGUUCGUUCUCAGAUCGCGUUGGCCGCCGACGUGCCAUUGUCCUUACUGGAAUCUUCACGGUUGCCAUCAUUCCAACGUUUGCAUCUCUGCAGAGCUUCCCAUGGGCUCUGGCGCUUCGUUUCCUUAACGGGUGCGCUACGGGAUCCUUCGAUUCUGUGGGACUGAACUGGUCAGCUGAAAGCGCUGAUCAUCGCCACAGAGGCCGUAAAAUGGGCAUUUUGAUGUGCUGCGCUGCUACAGGCGCGUCCAUCGCUUACUUCAUCCCGUAUGGUUUGGCCAAGCACACUACAGGCGAGAUAGUCUGGAGGCUGCCGAUGUCAUUUCAGCUGAUUUACGUCAUCACUGUCCUGUCUAUGGUGUGUUUCCUGCCUGAAUCGCCACGCUGGCUCGUCAAAGUCGGCUUCAUCAAUGCAGCCCGGGAUGGUCUCCGGAGUGUCAAGUCCAUCGAAGAUCCCAUUGAGCUUGAGGAGACUGUGGAGUCCGAACUUCUUUCGAUUGCACAGGCGAUAGAGACGGAACGUAUACACAAUUCGUCGACAAGCUAUUGGGCUAUGUUGACGGCUCCAGACGAUCUGAAAACAGCUCGACGGACUUGGUCGGCAAUUUUCAUACAGUUCGCGACACAAGCAAUGGUCGGUUCGGGGUUUGUCUCUGGGUACGGUAUCCAAAUCUUCGAGACUGGUGGAUGGUCGUCCGAGCUAGCAGCACUUCUUGCAGGAAUGGGUAUUAUCACUCAAGCGGCCUUUGGUCUUCCUGGUGCUUUGCUUUCCGACACUAUAGGUCGCCGUAAAGCCAUGAUUGGUGGGUCAGCCAUUGGGGCCGUCGUUCUGGCUCUGAUUGGCAUGUGCGGCUACUUCGUCAACACGUACACACACACAAAUCCGGCACUAGCUAAAUCCUAUGGCUCGGCAACAGUUGCUUUGGUGUUCCUCUGGGAUGCCAUUUUUGGCGCAACGUGGCGUAUGUCCUUCUAA
Molecule: messenger RNA, 1341 nt
Organism: Colletotrichum aenigma
Lineage: Eukaryota; Fungi; Ascomycota; Sordariomycetes; Glomerellales; Glomerellaceae
Gene: HXT2
Product: High-affinity glucose transporter HXT2
Exons: 2
Coding region: 1-1341 (446 amino acids)
Biological process (GO): carbohydrate transport; transmembrane transport
Cellular component (GO): membrane
Molecular function (GO): carbohydrate:proton symporter activity
Source: RefSeq, a predicted model, not a curated record